Aspergillus sclerotioniger CBS 115572 is the source of this 1597-nucleotide messenger RNA. RefSeq names its product Zn(II)2Cys6 transcription factor. Gene Ontology annotation, molecular function: zinc ion binding; DNA-binding transcription factor activity, RNA polymerase II-specific. The transcript has 4 exons. Lineage: Eukaryota; Fungi; Ascomycota; Eurotiomycetes; Eurotiales; Aspergillaceae. The record is from RefSeq and is a predicted model, not a curated record. Gene Ontology annotation, biological process: regulation of DNA-templated transcription. The coding region runs from base 1 to 1461 and encodes 486 amino acids.
AUGGUGUACCGAGGAAAGCCCGGUCUGGGCUGUGAGUUGUGCCGCAAACGACGCCUAGCUUGCGAUCGGCGUCGGCCAUCAUGCUCGCAAUGUUUGCGAAUCAACCAGGAGUGCUCCGGCUAUCGAGAUCCAAACACUCUGAGAAUCCUUGAUCAGACCAACGAGGUCGCGGUGAAGGCCCACGCCCGACGCACUGCAUCCAAAUCACCUCCUGCCGAUCGGUCAACUCCCCCAGCAGCUCUACUUCCUCCACCUACCUCCCCGGACGAGCAGGCCAUGUCUUACGUCUUCAACUAUUAUGUUGGUACUUUGAAAAGCCAGGGGGUGAUGCCAUACCUAUCGGACCUAUUGCGUGGAGACCCCUCUCCUGCGCUGCAGGCCACAGUCAGGGCGGUAGGGCUAGCGAACAUGUCGAGAGAGCCUCAAUACCGGCGAUUGGCAAGGAAAGAAUACGGCGUCGCCCUGCGUGCCACCAACGACGCGCUAACGCAUUCAGUCUCGGCAACGUCCGACUCCACUCUGGCAGCGGUCCUGUUGCUAAGCACCUAUGAGAUGAUUACCUGUAGUCCAUGGGACAAGCUAAGUGGGUGGAAUAAUCAUGUACAGGGUGCCAUCAAACUCCUCGAGCUAAGGGGUCUGGAGCAACUGGACUCGCGCGCCGGGAUGGAGUUAUUUACCACCGUGCGUUUCCAAAGUGCUAUCAGCAGCAUAUUCUACCGAAUCUCGAGCAAUAAUACGCCAAGAAUGGCGGAAUUAUCCAUUGCCGCCCGGUCCAAACGGAACCCACAUUUUCACCCAAUCGAAGACUUUUACGAUAUCCUACUCAGACUGGGUGACCUAGCUGUUCGCGUUGAAAGCGCACAUCUGGGUCUUGAUUUUAUCAAGAACCUACGACACCUUAUCGACGAGGCUAUUCUCCUUGACGCGGAUAUGGAAUUAUGGCGCACAUCGCUGAGUCCAUUCUGGUAUUAUACCAUGGUGGAAAUCCCGCACACCCCAUCCAAGAACCAACCACAUUUUCCCCAUCGCGGCGACAAAUAUCACCUUUAUCAUAACGUCAACCUCGCCUCCAUCUGGAACAACUACCGUCAAACCCGGAUCGUGGUGAACGAGAUGCUUCGAUUCAUGUCCCUCCGGAUGUGGAGGCUCCAACGAGCACCCGAAUAUCAACAGACGAUGUCCCAGUGCAUGGAGACUAUCCAGCAGAUGGUGGAUGACAUCUGUGCUAGCAUUCCAUAUCAUUUUAUAUCCGGAGAGACAGGGUUUGGAGCCUCGAUCCGGUUGCUGUGGCCUUUGUAUAUUGCGGGGAGUUCCAAGUGUACGGAUUCUUCCACCCGAGAGUGGAUUGCGCAGAUUCUGGAUGUCAUUGGAAACACUGUGGGCUUGCAGCAAGCGCUGAGUAUGGCGCAGAUUGUGAGAGAAGAGGCUUCGCUGGAUGUGAUUGCCGGGAAAUGCAGCUAGUCAUUUCUCUCUGGUGGAUUAUUUGGAUCAGGUCGCUUAUUGUAUAGUCAUCCUGGCAGUUUAGUCUGGCGUGUGCUGGUUCAUUCGCCCUAACACUCACAAGUACCUGGUUAAAUAGAACUCUAGUAACUUGGGC